This is a messenger RNA of Engraulis encrasicolus (European anchovy), 488 nucleotides long. Its product is annotated as cGMP-dependent 3',5'-cyclic phosphodiesterase-like. Gene Ontology annotation, molecular function: 3',5'-cGMP-stimulated cyclic-nucleotide phosphodiesterase activity; protein homodimerization activity; 3',5'-cyclic-GMP phosphodiesterase activity. The record is from RefSeq and is a predicted model, not a curated record. The transcript has 2 exons. Gene Ontology annotation, cellular component: mitochondrial inner membrane; mitochondrial matrix; perinuclear region of cytoplasm. Lineage: Eukaryota; Metazoa; Chordata; Actinopteri; Clupeiformes; Engraulidae. The coding region runs from base 9 to 347 and encodes 112 amino acids. Gene Ontology annotation, biological process: cGMP catabolic process; regulation of mitochondrion organization; positive regulation of gene expression.
AGAAGGCGAUGGGGAAUCGUCCCAGUGAGAUGAUGGACAGAGAGAAGGCCUACAUCCCCGAACUCCAGAUCAGCUUCAUGGAACACAUAGCCAUGCCCAUAUACAAGCUGCUGCAGGAGCUGUUUCCUGGAGGGGCGGAGCUUUAUGAGCGGGUUUCGGCCAAUCGUGAGCAGUGGACAAAGGUCUCCCACAAGUUCACGCUGAGGGGGUUGCCUAGCAACAAUUCCCUGGACUUCCUGGAUGAGGAGUACGACCUGAUGCAAUCCCAGGGUGCAUUUGGGGACGACCCGCCCCCGCUCAACGGUUGCCUGGACGACGCAGCGGCCACAGAGCACCAGGGGAAGUGACAUCACUGGGUCAGGUUGUCAACAGGAAGUGUUUCCUAGGAGACGACCCGGAGUCUUGCUGCCAUAGAGACAUGUGAAACUAUUGGAUGCAGUAACAAUGAACCUGAUGAUGUCAAAAUUUUAACACACGCGCACACACAC